CUGCAGGCGGCAGUAUAAGUGCGGCGCCUCCCUCCUGAGGAGCAGCACAACUCUCGCUCUCCCUUCAGCAGCGCAUGGAAAUGGAGCAGCAGAUGGAGCGGCAGAAGAGACGCGGGAUGAGCAAGGAGGACCUGAUCUCCGAGCGCACCGGCUCUCUGGGAUGCUGCGGCUGGUUCAUCGUCAUCCUGUCGGGCUUCUUCACGCUCGUGACCUUCCCGCUCACCAUCUGGUUCUGCGUGAAGAUUGUUCAGGAGUACGAGCGCGCCGUCAUCUUCAGACUGGGCCGCAUCACCGACCGGAAGGCCAAGGGACCAGGGAUCUUCUUCAUCCUGCCGUGCACCGACUCCUUCAUCAAAGUGGAUCUGAGGACCAUCUCCUUCGACAUCCCACCGCAGGAGAUUCUCACCAAAGACUCGGUGACCGUCAGCGUGGACGGAGUGGUCUACUUCCGGGUCAGCGACCCCAUCGCAUCCGUGGCCAACGUGUCCAACGCCGACUUCGCCACGCGGCUGCUGGCCCAGACCACGCUGCGGAACGUGCUGGGGACCAAGAACCUGGCCGAGGUCCUGUCUGACCGCGAAGGCAUCGCCCACAGCAUGCAGUCCAACCUGGACGAGGCCACGGACGACUGGGGCAUCAAGGUGGAGCGAGUGGAGAUCAAGGACGUCAAGCUGCCGGUCCAACUGCAGAGAGCCAUGGCUGCCGAGGCCGAGGCGGCGCGAGAGGCCCGAGCCAAGGUGAUCGCAGCCGAGGGGGAGAUGAACGCCUCCCGAGCGCUGAAGGAAGCCUCGCUGGUCAUCGCCGAGUCUCCGUCGGCGCUGCAGCUGCGCUACCUGCAGACCCUCAACACCAUCGCGGCGGAGAAGAACUCCACCAUCAUCUUCCCUCUGCCCAUGGACGUCAUGUCCCACUUCAUGAGGAAGUGAGGCCUGGAAACCACACCUGAAGCUUUGCUGUUGAAUCCACGCUUGUGUGCUGCAGAUUGUCCACGCUAGGGACGGGCGACUUGGACCAAAAAAGUUAUCACGAUAAAUGUUUUAGAAGUUAGAAAUCAGCUGAAGAAAUGACCAUGGAGUCAGAGUCUAUUCUCCAGAUCAUGAUCCCAACUGUCAGUCCUUUGUCUUGUGUGGUGAAAAACCUUGUCACAGUUCUCUCUCUCCUAAAAUGCUUGUUUUCCAUGGCCUUAUUGAAGAUGUCACUCAGACUUUGAGGCUUUAGAAUUUGUUGAUGGUCCCUGACUGAUGGCGGCUCCUAGCAUUAGUGCUGCCUGUGAGAGUGUGUCCUCCAUCAGUGAAGCCUCAUGGGGACGCGGAAGAGGACGCCACCGUG
Synchiropus splendidus (mandarinfish) is the source of this 1329-nucleotide messenger RNA. RefSeq names its product stomatin (EPB72)-like 3b (gene stoml3b). The record is from RefSeq and is a predicted model, not a curated record. Gene Ontology annotation, cellular component: plasma membrane. Lineage: Eukaryota; Metazoa; Chordata; Actinopteri; Syngnathiformes; Callionymidae. The coding region runs from base 75 to 926 and encodes 283 amino acids. The transcript is spliced from 7 exons.